AUGAAGAGCACAAAUUAAAAUAAAGGCAACUUUUUUGAGAUUUUAGCCAAAAUUAAAGAUAUUGAUGAAAAAAUACUCGAUUUGAUAAUUGAAAUAUUUAAAAAAGAAAAAAUUUCAAAUUGUCUUGAAUUUCUUUAAAAUGUUGACAUUUAAUAAUUUUAAAGCUUAUACAUCGAAAAGAAUAAGGAGAUAAAUGUUGAAAAUAAUGACAAUUAGAAAAUUACUUGUGCUAUCCAAUAAAUUAAAAUACAUGAUUUUAAUCUAUAAAAUUAUUCAUCAGAUAUCUACAAAGAAAGUAAACAAUAUAUAAUAAAUAAAAUAUCUAAAGAAAAAAAGAUUAUAGAGUUUUUGAAAUUUCUAAUUCGCCUCACAACUUUUGAUACGUAGUUCAUAUAAUGUGGAUCUAAUUCUCUAAACUUAUUAGUUGAAAUGAAGGUUGAUUUAACUAAUCAAUGUUUUGAAAACAUUAAAAUUAAAAAUACUUAUUUGGUGGGAGCUAAUUUUUUUGGAUGCAAUUUGAGUGGAUCUGAACUUGAUAAUGUAGAUAUAAGCGGAAUUAAUUUGAAUGGAGCUCAAUUAUUUAAUUGCCAAUGGAAAAAUCUAAAAUUACAUGAGCUACUUCGACUGGAUGGUCAUAUUAGUAGUGUUAAUUCAAUAUGCUUCUCUCCUGAUGGUACUGUAAUAGCAUCUGGUAGUGAUGAUAAGUCUAUUUGUUUGUGGAAUUAUAAGACAGGAAAACAAAUAUCUAAAUUAUCUGGUCAUAAUCUUUAAGUCAAUUCAGUAUGCUUCUCUCCUGAUGGUACUGUAUUAGCAUCUGGUAGUGAUGAUAAGUCUAUCAUUAUAUGGAAUUUUAAGACAAGACAGCAAAUAUGUAAAUUAUGUGUUCAAAGCAAGAUCAAUUCAAUAUCCUACUCUCCUGAUGGUGCUACAUUAGCCAAUGGUUGUAGUGAUAAGACGAUGGGAUUUUGGGAUGUUAAGACAAGAAAAAAAAAAUUUUUAAUAAGUGGUCAUAGCAAUUAAGUCCUAUCAGUAUGUUUCUCUCCUGAUAGUUCUACUUUGGCAUCUAGUAGUGGAAGUUCUUAUAGUAAUGCAGAUAAUUCUAUCAGUUUAUGGAAUGUUAAAACAGGAUAAUUAAUUUCUAAAUUGAAUGGUCAUGAUUAUUAAGUAAAUACAGUAAGCUUCUCUCCUGAUGGUACUAUAUUAGCAUCUUGUAGUUCAGAUUGCUCAAUCUAUUAAUGGGAUAUUAAGGCAGGACUAGAUUUAGCUAGAUUAUAUGGUCAUUCAAAAGAAAUAAAAACUGUAUGUUUCUAACCUGAUGGGACUACAUUAGCAUCUGGUAGUGAUGAUUAGUCUAUCAUUUUAUGGGAUGUUAAAACAGGACAAUAAAUAGUUAAAUUGAUAGGUCACACUAAAGUUGUCAAUUCAGUAUGCUUCUCUCCUGAUGGCACUAUAAUAGCAUCUGGUAGUUAGGAUAGCUAUAUCCAUUUAUGGGAUGUUUAGUAAGGAAAAUAAAAACGUAAAUUGGAUGGUCAUAGUAAAUGGGUUGAAUCAGUAACCUUUUCUCCUGAUGGUACCAAAUUAGCUUCCAGUAGUACAGAUAACUCAAUCUGUUUAUGGGAUGCAAAGACAGGAUAAUUAAUUACUAUAUUUGAGGGUCAUGGUAAAGGAGUCAAUUCAAUAUCUAUCUCUCCUGAUGGAACUAAAUUAGCAUCUGGUAGUGAUGAUAAGUCUAUCAUAAUAUGGGAUGUUAAUUCAGGAUAAUAAAUAAUCAAAUUAGAAGGUCAUAAUAGUAGUAUCAAUUCAGUAUUCAUCUCUCCUGAUGGGAUUACAUUAGCAUCAGGUAGUGAUGAUAAGUCUAUCAUUAUAUGGGAUGUUAAUUCAGGAUAAUAAAUAAUAAAAUUAGAAGGUCAUAGAAGGUUUGUCAAGUCAGUAUCCAUCUCUCCUGAUGGGAUUACAUUAGCAUCAGGUAGUAGCGAUAAGUCUGUGAUUUUGUGGAAUUGCAAAACAGGAUAAUAAAAAUUUAAAUUAGAUGGUCAUAGUGAUUAUGUUAGAUCAGUAUGCUUUUCUCCUGACGGAACUAUAUUAGCAUCAGGUAGUAGCGAUUACUCUAUUCGUUUAUGGAAUGUUGAAACAGGACAAUAAAUAGCGAAAUUAGAUGGUCAUUCAUUUGUAGUCGAAUCUGUAUGUUUCUCUCCUGAUGGAACUAGAUUAGCAUCUGGUAGUCGCGAUUACUCUAUUCGUUUAUGGAAUGUUGAAACAGGACAAUAAAUAGCAAAAUUAGAUGGUCAUUUAUUUGUAGUCACAUCUGUAUGCUUCUCUCCUGAUGGAACUAGAUUAGCAUCUGGUAGUUUAGAUAACUCUAUUCGUUUAUGGAAUGUUUAAACAGCACAAUAAAUGUCUAAAUUAAAGGGUCAUCGUAACAAUCCCACAUCUUUAUGUUUUUAUGUUGAUAGGACGAAAUUAGAAUUUUUUUUUUCUGAUAAUUCCAUUUGUUUAUGGGAUGAAGAGACAGGAAAAGAAAUUAAAUCUACUGAAAAACGGUAUGCCGAUGUUUUGGCUUAAUUUAAAACAACUUAUUAAAACCUAUCUUUUUCAGAUGGUAAUAUAUAUUUUAAUAAAAUUUAGUUACCACUAAUUAAACAGUUCUACUUAUAUCUCAAUAGCCAAUAUUUUAAGCAUAAGGAAGCUUAAUUAUGAAAGGAGAAUUUAUGAAUUAUUAAGGUGUAGAUUUACUAUAAUUAUUCAAAUCAAAAGGAGGUAUUAUUUUAGAAAGUUCAACAGAAUUUAAUUUAAAAAAAUGA
This is a messenger RNA of Paramecium pentaurelia, 2801 nucleotides long. Lineage: Eukaryota; Ciliophora; Oligohymenophorea; Peniculida; Parameciidae. The record is from the annotation of a GenBank genome assembly.